UUCAAUGCAGUGUUUUGAAGAAAUAAAAGAAAAAGCCGGAGAAAUUACCUACUUUAAAGUUCGCCUGUUUCCCAGAGAGAAUAAGGAGCCACUAAAGGUCGAAGACUUAAUGAAAAAAUUUCGCCUUCAAGGUUCCAUUUCAAUCAAAAACAUGAACCUUCUGGAUGAAAAUAUGAAACUAAAAAAUUAUGAUAAUACUAAAACAAUUCUUAGAGAAUUUUCUGAAAAUCAAUUGUCUUUUUAUGGAAAAAAAAAGAGAGAUAAGGUAGCCAAACUUGAGCGUGAUAUAAAGAGUCUAUACUACAAAAUUGUGUUUAUAGAAUUGUUGAAUAUGAAGAAAAACUCUCCAUUGACAACUUUUAUGGAGAAAACAGAAUUGCUCUCUAUAUUCAAGGAAAAGUUAUCAGAAAAGAAAGAGCAGGGAGAACAUAAUUAUCCGGAAGAACAUAAUCAUGAUGAUGUAUACAAUUUUGUUAAAUCCAUGCCUAUUGGCACCUUGUUUGAUGAUGAUGACAGUUUGCCGAAGAUGAAAGAUGAAAGGAAAAGAAUGAAAGAGGAACUUGAAAAUUUGGAGCAUACAACACCAGAAACUUUGUGGCUCAAUGAUCUAGAGCGUUUUGAAUCUAUUGCAAAGAACCUGCUGCCUGAGGUGUAUACCUCGGCCAACGAAGAUUGAUAAUUAGAUUAGUCUCUCAAUAUUUAAUCAAAUCUUCUAAUUUUUUUUUUUUUCAUAUCAUUACACUAGGAUAACAAAAUCCUUACACAAAUAGUGUUAGAGAUGAACUUAUAUGUUUUUACAUUGUAAAGUUUUUCUGCACGCGUAAAAAAUCAAGUCAUGUCAAAUAGUUAACAUCUUGGAAUUUAGAAUGGAACUUUUGUAUAACCUACCAAUUGCUGAAUAUACCAAAUGCCGAAAUUUUGAAUUGAA
This is a messenger RNA of Vicia villosa (hairy vetch), 928 nucleotides long. Its product is annotated as DNA topoisomerase 2-like. Bases 5 to 676 code for a protein of 223 amino acids. NCBI's taxonomy places the organism in Eukaryota, Viridiplantae, Streptophyta, Magnoliopsida, Fabales, Fabaceae. Gene Ontology annotation, cellular component: nucleus. Gene Ontology annotation, molecular function: DNA topoisomerase type II (double strand cut, ATP-hydrolyzing) activity; DNA binding; ATP binding. The transcript has 3 exons. The record is from RefSeq and is a predicted model, not a curated record. Gene Ontology annotation, biological process: DNA topological change; sister chromatid segregation; resolution of meiotic recombination intermediates.